GCAAAGACCAGCGACAAUAAUGAACAAAGGCGGUGGUUCUGGUGGCGGAAUGGCCGGAUCCGGUGGAGGAAGUGGCCCAACGGCUGCCGCCUCCGCCGCAGCUUUACAAAAGCAAAAGGCUUUGUUGCAGAGAGUAGAGACUGACAUCACAUCUGUCGUCGAUAACUUCACGCAAAUCGUCAAUGUUUCAAGGGUGAGUGACCCACCGGUGAAGAACUCGCAGGAAGCUUACAUGAUGGAGAUGCGAGCUUCUAGACUGGUUCAAGCAGCUGAUUCUCUUUUGAAACUCGUAUCGGAACUGAAGCAAACAGCGAUUUUUUCAGGAUUUGCAUCACUAAAUGAUCAUGUAGAACAAAGAAUAGAAGAGUUUGAUCAAGAGGCCGAGAAGACAAAUCGAUUGUUGGCUAGAAUAGCUGAUGAUGCAUCUGCCAGUCUUAAAGAGCUCGAGUCUCACUAUUACUCUUCUGCUCAGAGAUUGACUCUGAAAUAGAAAUGGUUGGAGCCAGUAGUCUGGUGGUGGAGCAGAAACAGAUAAACAAUUGGUUCAUAAACCAGAGGAAACGGCAUUAGAAGCCAUCGGAGGAUAUGCAGUUUAAAGUCAUGGACAACGUUUUGGACAAUCCUUUCCCCCGUUGAUCACAUUUCCUCUACCAUACUUGAUACUUGCUUUCAUCGAUUCUCUAAUAUGUGUAGUCUGUUACUUGUGGUCUUAAAUGUUCCAGUCUGAUGAACAAGCGUUUGAUGUUUUCAUCAAUCAUUAGUGAUUUUGUGCUGUGUAUCUUGUAUAUUGUUCUAUCAUUAUUUGAAAUUUCAAUCUCUACCUGCAAAGUAUAUCCUCAAAGUAAAACCUUUUUGAUCUAAGAAAUUCGUUUUGAACUA
Messenger RNA from Arabidopsis arenosa, 879 nucleotides. The record is from the annotation of a GenBank genome assembly. NCBI's taxonomy places the organism in Eukaryota, Viridiplantae, Streptophyta, Magnoliopsida, Brassicales, Brassicaceae.